Messenger RNA from Penicillium longicatenatum, 1395 nucleotides. Its product is annotated as FAD-binding oxidoreductase. The coding region runs from base 1 to 1395 and encodes 464 amino acids. The transcript has 2 exons. Gene Ontology annotation, molecular function: oxidoreductase activity; FAD binding. Lineage: Eukaryota; Fungi; Ascomycota; Eurotiomycetes; Eurotiales; Aspergillaceae. The record is from RefSeq and is a predicted model, not a curated record.
AUGUCAAGCACCGCUGCCCACCUGACAGCUGUCCAAGACUUCCUCCCAGACCACCCCACCAUUAAAUACAUUUCACCCUCCUCCGCCGAAUUCAGCGCCGCGCGAGAAGUAUGGAACGGCUCGCGCCGCGAUAUCCCGCUUGCCAUUGUCCAACCGCAAUCGCCAGCUGACGUCACAGCUGUGAUCAAAUUCGCAAAGUCCAGCGGUAUCCCCUUCACACUACGUUCCGGCGGCCAUAACCUGGAAGGUCUUGCUCUGGUGCAAGAUGCAUUGCUCAUAGACCUACGAGCUUUGAACUCCGUCACUGUGGCCGAGGACCGCAAAUCGGCGACUGUCGGCGGUGGUAUCUUGCAAGGCGAGUUGGUCAAUGCGCUCUGGGAUCAGGGACUGGCGACAUCGACUGGAACCAUUCCAACAGUGGGCUACAUCGGUUGGGCCUCGUAUGGCGGCUAUGGGCCUUUUUCAUCGCAUUGGGGUCUGGGUGUGGACCAGAUUAUUGGCGCAACACUUGUUAACCCCUAUGGAGAGAUUAUCAAAGCUGACAGUGCUCUUCUGGAGGGUAUUCGCGGCGCAGGCGGUCUUUUCGGUGUGAUCCUUGACCUCACCAUCAAGGUUUACCCUCUUACCGGCAUCCUCGCGGGCCCCAUCAUCUUUGACUCAAGCGAUAUCGUCAAAUCCUAUACCGAUUUCAAUUCAGCUUACAACAAUCUCUUGGACACAGAAGGCCUACCCCCACAACUCACCAUCCAACGCGUCACCUUCCAAUCUCCUCGCGGCCUCGCCUUCGCCGCCCUCUUCUGCUGGAGCGGCACAGACCUCGAGGAAGGAAAACAAUGGAGCGAAAAGAUCGCCGCCCUAGGCCCAGCAAAGAUGAACAUGGUCAAACCCACCACAAUCCCAGAAUGGAUUGGUGGCGCAGGUGCACACGUUCCUAGUAAAGUUUACGGAUGCAGCUGGACAAAGAAUCUUUCCAACAUCACACCAGCAGUCGCUGAGACCAUCGCGCGUCACCUUAGUAUUCUACCCAAUGAUCCGGGUGCCAUGUUUUCCCUCCACCAGCUGCGUGGCCCGUCUGCAGCACAACAGGAACAUGGUUCUGUCUUCGGGCCGAGGGAACCGCAUUACAUGCUUGAGAUUCUUGCGUAUGCAGGCACACCUGAGAAGCAGGCUGAGUCUGAGGCUUGGGGGAAGAAGAUGGCAGAUGAGGUGGAGAAAGCUGCUGCUGGGAGUAUUUUGCCUACGUCUUAUGUGUCGAUUUACAGUUCGGCCCAUGCUGGGUCAGCGGCCAAGUGGGUUGAUACAGUUUAUGGAGAGAGAGCUGGGGCUCUGCGUGAUCUGAAGGCGAAGUUUGAUCCGGAGAAUGUGUUUAGAUUGACUGUGCCCUCGCUGGAGUAG